AGCCCGGCGAGCCCAGAGUGCCCUUGUGUGUCGCGCCGGGAAGCGGCGGGAGCGGAGCCGAGUCCCUGCGCAUCCCAGCCCUCCUCUCCCCGCCUCCCGCCAGCGGGACAGGACAGGACGGGACGGGACAGCACCGGAGAGGCGAGCGGAGAAACGGACGGACGCGCCGGCAGGGGCGAGGGGAGCCGGCGGGGGCAGCUGGCACCGCUCCGCGGUGGGAACCUGAACCUGCCCAGCAGCGCCGGAGCCAGCGGAGAGAGCCGCUCUUUCCUCCUCCUCCUCCUCCCUCCCCAAUCCACCCCCGCGACCCUGGUCCUCCUCCUCCUCCUCCUCCUCCUCCUCCUCACCCCACUGGAUACAGCGAGGGAGACACUGCGGCGGAGGCGGCGGCGACGGCGGCUCCUGCGGGGGGAAGGAAGCGCCCGGAGAGCGGAGCGGCGGGAGGCUGCGGAUCUGCGUGCCUGGCGCCCACCCAGCCCGAGGGGAGCCCCCAGGAUGCGGCUGAAGCCCGGCGCGCUCCUGCGCUUCUACAGCCUCUGCGGGAUCCUCGUACAAGUGGCUGCUACAAAGAACAAAGCUAGAGGCAGCCAAGGGCAGUUUCCACUUACACAGAACGUCACGGUUGUUGAAGGGGGAACAGCAAAUUUGACCUGCAGGGUCGAUCAAAAUGAUAACACCUCCCUCCAGUGGUCAAAUCCAGCUCAACAGACGCUGUACUUCGACGACAAGAAAGCUCUGAGGGACAACAGAAUUGAGCUGGUCCGAGCUUCGUGGCAUGAGCUGAGCAUCAGUGUCAGCGAUGUGUCCCUGUCAGAUGAAGGGCAGUACACCUGCUCUUUAUUCACUAUGCCUGUCAAAACUUCCAAGGCUUUUCUUACCGUUCUCGGUGUUCCUGAGAAGCCACAGAUUACUGGAUUUACCUCACCAGUUAUGGAGGGAGAGAGGAUGCAGCUCACUUGCAAGACAUCUGGUAGUAAACCAGCAGCUGAUAUCAGAUGGUUCAAGAAUGACAAAGAAGUUAAAGAUGUUAAAUAUUUAAAAGAAGAAGAUGCAAACCGCAAAACAUUCACAGUCAGCAGCACGCUGGAUUUCUUAGCAGAUCGCAAUGAUGAUGGUGCAGUUGUAAGUUGCAGAGUAGAUCAUGAGUCCCUAAACUCUACACCUCAGAUAGCAAUGCAGGUUCUAGAAAUACACUAUACACCUUUAGUUAAAAUCAUUUCUUCCAAUUCAUGGCCUGAAGAAGGACAAACUAUAAUUUUGACUUGUGAAUCCAAAGGAAAACCAGUGCCAGAACCAGUACUGUGGACAAAGGACGGUGGAGAACUACCAGAUCCAGAGAGAAUGGUUGUCAAUGGCAGGGUUCUAAGCAUCAGUUUCCUAAACAAAACAGACAAUGGCACAUACCGAUGUGAAGCAAAAAAUCCUAUUGGCCGAAACAGCACAGAAUAUGUCCUGAUAGUACAUGAUGUUUUCAACACUUUGCUUCCCACUACUGUCAUCCCCUCCCUUACCACUGCAACAGUCACAACCACUGUAGCCUUAACAGCCAGCACAACCACCUCGGCAACAGCCACCAGCAUCAGAGAUCCAAAUGCUUUGGCUGGACAGACCGGACCUGACCACGCUCUUAUAGGAGGAAUAGUGGCUGUAGUUGUCUUUGUAACACUAUGUUCUAUAAUUCUCCUUGGUCGAUACCUGGCAAGACAUAAAGGAACAUAUUUAACAAAUGAAGCAAAAGGAGCUGAAGAUGCACCUGAUGCCGACACAGCCAUUAUCAAUGCAGAAGGCAGCCAAGUCAAUGCAGAGGAGAAAAAGGAGUAUUUCAUUUAGAUGCAGAGCUAGAAUCUUGGAGUUUUACUUAUCAGGCUGACUGCUGGAGAAAACUGGCUAUCAUUUCUCAGAAUUCAUUUCUGCCAUCUUCUGCUAUCUUUAUUAACUCUCAUACCUGCUAUAAGUAGCCAGUUUAUGCCAACAAUCAGCUGUUGACAUCAUCAUUCUAUAAUUACAGUAUCAUGCGUAAAACAGGACAUUUCUUAUUGCCUAAAAAUCAUAUCCACUGCUCUCUUAACAUACAGUGCUUGAAUAUACAGCCUUAACAAUGUUAAUCAUCAUCUUAAUCCAAGUUUUCUACAUUUUUAAAUGUUAUGCAGCUUUCUUUUUCAGUUUUCUUUUAUCAUGUCCCUACUAGUAUGUCAUAGAACAAAAUUCAUAACGAAUACUAUUAGGUAAGGUCCUAAUUUACUCACAGAAAAUGUUAAGUCUAAGAUUAGAGGUUUACAAAGAAUGUUUUAUAUGUGUCUAUCUGUAAUUCAGAGAGCAACUUGUUUUUGAAACAUCUGCCCUUGGAAACACAAUUUGAAAUCUGUUUAGUAUAGUUUCCUUUAUGUUCGGGUUUGGUGGAAAAAAAAGAUCAGCCCAGUGAAUUUUUUUGUUUUGUUUUGUUUUGCUUUGCUUUGUUAUGAUUGAAGUGGUACCUUGAUAACAAUGCCAUGUUUCAGUGGUGAAAACAUGCUGAAUAGCUAUACAGAUUCUGCAAAGUUAGAUAAUAGUGCUUUAUUUGAAACAAUUUGUCCUACCCUUUUACUGGCUUUUGGAAUCACAAAGAUUAGAGAACUUUCUGAGUAAUUUAUGUUUUUAUAAUUUAUUUGCUAAACAUGAACUCACCUGCCUACUCAAAUUUGAAGUGUUCAUGGGACACAACUGCAAGGCAUUUUAGUAUCUGUAUAUAGUGCAUAUAAUAAAUUCAAUUAAACAUUAUUUGAUACAUAUUCAACUUUUUUUUGGCAGUAGCUAAGUCAGUCACAAGUAAGCAUUUUCUAAUGUCCAUUAUAUCCCUUUAGAUAUGACUCAAAUCAAUAUUCUGAGUAGAUAACAUGUAUUAGUAUUUUUUUGUCUGUAUGUCCUAGCACUGUUCAGCAGCAAACUUUUCUAGUUCUUGUUAAUUUUUUCUUUGUUAUACAAUGGAAGCACAAUGUUAUAUGGGAAGGUAGUUUUAAGCUAACAACCAGUGCACAGCCUCAGGUUUUAAAUUACAACCACAUUUGAUUACUAUCCUUAAAAAAUACUAUUGAGUUGCUAAAAUUCUCAAUUUUUAGUUUGGCAGUUCCAGAGCUGCUUCUCUAUGUUGGUUUGCCAAAAAAAAAAAAAAAGAAAAAGGAAAAAAUUAAAAAAAAAAAAAGAAAGAAAAAAAAAGAAAAAAGAAAAAAAAGAAAAAUUAAAAAUAGAAGUGGUAAAACAAAAGAUAUAUGUUUUGUGUAUACAGUAAAUGGACUAAUUCUUUAUAUUAAAUUCCUGUCUAUGCAUUUUGUGAGGUACAAACUUAUGUCACCGUGAAUGAUAGAGAAUUCCUGCCAUGCUUUUAGCUCCACAGUGAAAGUCUCUGUUUGGAUUAUUUCUGAAAUUUUUUUUUGUGUAAUUGACAGCUGAAAAAUCACAUGCUCUUAAAUAUGACAACAAAACACUGUAAGCCCAUCGGCUUAUUUCCUCUUCCAAUGAAAUGAAAAGGUUGCCAUAACAGCUCUUGGGAACGAUUCUACACUGGAGAACGUGAGUUAGCCUAGCUGGAGCUUGUUUUGCUCCUACGUUUUGCACCUUUGUCAAAAAAAAAAAAAAAAAAAAGUAUUUCUCUCUGGUUGCUGUAUUUGUGAAGCAUAAAAGCAUGAUGGUCUGCUGUAAAGGACUUUCUCCUGGGAUUUUAUUUUUGUGUGGGGAAGGGAGAGUUUGGAGUAUGACAUCAUGUAGUAUGGUAAAAUGGAAGAUAAAGGUGCUGUGUCAGAUUAUUUAUCAGAAGAAUAUAAACCUUUUAAGGACAAUAUUAGAGUAUUUUAAUUGUUUUUGUUGAAGCAUUUAUCUUGUUAAUUUCUAAGAAAAAAAGGUGACGUCAAUCAAAGCAGCACUUUUUUUCAAAAUAUACAGACAUAAAUAAUAUGAUGUGGUUGAGUGUUAACAUAAUAAAUCAUAUACAGUAUGACAUUUUAAAGAAAUAAGUCUGCAUUGAUGUGAUUGCAUGCUUGUUUUUACAGUUCACUCCAUACCCAUCUGUGGAAAAAUGCAAUAAUAUGUUAAUAUAAUAUGGUAGUUUGAGAGAACCAGGUAGGUGCUACUAGACACAUUGAAAACUAGUAUAGGUUUACAAGAUAUUCAUGUCUUUCAAAACAUACACAUGUGAAAGGCUGGCAAAGGAAGUUAUUCAGUUUAAUACCAAAAAUAUCAGUUCUUAUCACAGCAGUGACAUUAAGUUACAUUAGCUACAGUACAGUAUCACCUAUGACAAAUUUUUAUUUCAGGACCUGGGGCCCAGUUCAACGAAGCUUUUAAGCACAUAGUCAGCUUCGGGCAUCAGAGAAGUUCCACUGGAGUAUAAGGCACUAUUCAUAUGCUUAAAAAAUAAGUGCUUCCCUGGAUGAGAGCCUUAUUUGCUCCAGUGGAAUUCCCCACCUGCGUGGUGUUUACAACUUUUUUCAUUCUUCUGAACUCCAGCUUGUUUUAAUGGUAGAAUUGUUACUUGAAUCAUUGCCCUACCAAGGUCAGGUAGGACCUUCCAAAGGAGAAUUGGCCUUGUGGUAACAAUUUCUAACCAUUUUCUCCGGUGGCAUAGAAACAGCAUUUCAACUUGGCAAAAAAAAAAAAAAAAAGAAAAUAUAUAUAAAUUGUACUGAUAUAAAUUGUACUGUUAAACUAGUUUUCAUUGGCUUUCAAUUAAAACUUCUCACAUGUGCCCUUUUUUAACGCAGUUGAUCUUCCAUUAUCUUGUGCCUGGUGAUGUCCCUUGCAUCUGGGCACAGCACAGGUGUGAGAAACCCCACACAGAGCAUUCUACCUGGGUAGCACUUUGCAGGCCUGUCUGGUUUUCACGGGUUGAAAUUACUACACUAGGUGUAAAGAGGCAUCCCUCUUUUCUGUGAGCAGAAUCAUGGCUCAGCAUGAUCAACUCAAUCACAUUAAGUAGGCUAAAAGCCAGUUGUCCAUUCCCUUUGUCCAAGUUCCCAUUCUGAAAAAUUGCUUUUACUAAGGUGUGAGGUGUCCAUCGAGUGUGUAAAAUGGAGGUCCUGAAUGGGAACCACCUUUGUUCACGAUGUAUGUGACAUCCUCUCCCACACUUAACUUGCAGAGUAGUUUUCUCAAGACCAGGUAGCUAGUUUCUGCCAGUGUACUGUUUACAGUGUCUAUUUGCUGAUUAUUUUUAAACUUUUUGAUGUAGAUUUUUUUUUUUAACGCUUCAAGAACAUUCUCAUGAUUUGAACAAGAAAGCGGUGCAUCAGAAGACAAGGGGUGCAUCAUCCCACUCUUUUAGUGUCAUCUGACAAACCAAGAGACAGUUUAAGGAACCUGAUGUUUAACUUGAGGCUCAGAGUUUAAGCUAGAACACUUCAAAAAGUUUCCACAUUUACUUAAGGAUGGUUCGUCUUGCACUGAGACUCCCUCUAUAAAGGAACACAUGAAGAAAACCAACUUUUCUAAGUAAGACAUGAAAGUCAACAUCUUGUGUAUUUUCAUUGCAGUAUAAUAUAUAUAUAUAUAUACCUAUUUCAAUGAAAAGAAAGGACAGAAUCAUCUGUAAUUAUGUAAUUCAUGAUUGUAACAGCACUGAAGUUACCAUGUACGCACAUGUACAGUAGCUCUUUCAACAGUUACAGUGUAGUUACAUGUAAUUCCCUGUAACAUAGCAGUUAUAGUGUAAUUUAGUGCCACUUAUUGUAAAGUGUUACCAAAAGGAAAAUGGAGUUCUUACCUUUACAAUUCCAUUCAAAUUAAAGGUAAGUUUAUUAAAUUAGCAUCGUAAAUCUGAUAUUGCAUUUCUUGAUUAAGGAGGUGAUUUAAAACUUCAUGUUCACACUGCAGCUUCCCCCACCACUUACCCAGACUCCUCCAAAUGUCUAUUCUCUACGCUCCUAGGAACUGGUAAUCUGUGAUGAACAUACCAAAAAUCCCAGCUACUUCAACUUUAAUUGAAUAAGCUGUCUAAUGGAGAAAAACAAACAACAACAAAAAUAACGAGUAAUGCUUUUUAUUAAGUGGCACAAAGUACACACUAAAAACUAUGCAAAAAUAUAGGUAAAUACAGUGUACUUACAUGUAAGUAUCUUGUACUUGCUGUGUAUGGAUAUUGGAAAACCGUGUAAUUAUAAUAUGCAUUUUGAUUAUUUCAGGAAGGGGGUGACCCCUGACAGUCACAAGGAAAAAGCGGAAGGUACAUGUACAAGCAGUGGAUAUCCUAAUGCAAUAUGUGUAAUUCCUCUACUUGCGAUGACAACUAAUUUAUAAAAAUGCUUAUACCACUCCUCAUUCUCACUAGCUUUGCUUUCCAUUUCUUGGAGGCUCAUUAAAUAUCACUGAAACACCUUUAGGCAAAGUAAGGCACUGACUCCGCUAAUGGCUUGGCUGCCAGCGCUCUAUCUGGCAACGCUGUUCUGUAAUCUUAUUUCUGGCUCAACAGCACAAGUUUCCUCUUUUUUUCUGUCCUCAAGGGAACCUAGUAUGUUAAGAUGCUGAAAUAUGCUGCCAUAUGCCCUGGUAUUUUUAGCAUGAACAACAGAGAAAGAGAGAGAAAGAGAGAGAGCUGCAUUCUUCUGACCCCUAUUUUGCUGAAUCACCUCACCUGGAAUUUCCACUACUUUCUCAGUAACGCCAGGUAAUGUUACAUUGUAAGUACAAAAUGCUUCCAUUAAAGUACAGAGGAUGCCUUUAAUUAUAACGCUAACAUUUUGUAAACAUGAAGUUUUGUAUUACUGAGCUUUUUGCUUCUUGACACGUUUCCAUCAUACCCUUCCAGAAGAAAUGCACUGAAAGACAGAUAACAUAGAGCAGCAAAUGAAGAAAAGAAUAUUGUAAGCCUUCUUGUGGUGGCCAUUGCUAUAACCCUCCUUUGUGUCCUGUGUAACAGGCAAAUACAUGCAUUUAGAAACUGCCAUUAGCACCAUUCCACACUAUACUGUUCCUAGAAUAUGACAUCUACCUCUUAGUCUUAAUACUAGCUAUGAGAUAUUUGUAUACAUUUUAAAUACUACUGAACCUUUGGUUUAGUCUUGAAACUAUAUCACUGUAUUUAUUUUUUUUCUGUUAAAACUAUAAAAAAAUAUUGCCUGGGUUCAUAAUUCUUGCCCUGUUCUUGAGUAAUUUUUGGGUAGUUUGAGCUUUUAACAGGGCAUAAAGACACAGCCUCAGCUGGUAUAAAUCAGCUUCACUCUGUUGCCUUAAAUGUGGGCCAAUUUACACUGGCUGGGGAUUCAUCCCAAACAGCUUAAAAAUAAACUGCUAUAACACAUCAAUAUUUAGUCAGCACUAGAUAAUGAUGUGCAAUCCAACUGCAACACAGUUCUUACCAGUAAGGCGUGCAGGUACGAAGAGAAACUUUUAAAAGCACAUGCAAGCUUUUGAAUUAAAUAUGCAAUAUCACUACUGUUUAGAUAUCCUGACUUGUCUCUUACUUAUUUAAGCAUAAUAAUGCCAGGGCAUGUUUACAUUUAAAACACUCAAUGCGUGGGGAACAGAGAAGGACUCUUGCAAACGGUAGGAGAAAAUUAAAUGGAUAGAGCAGCCUUUGAUGUCAACACAGCAGAGUAGAAACUCUUUUCAAGAGUAGGACUUCCUGCUUGGUUUUUCAGAGUGGACCUUGUGCAUUAAAAGAAACUAGCACAGUUCCUUCUUGCUAUCGAGGAAUCUAACCCAGCACUCUGCACUUCUUUUAACUCAGGAGAAAAUAAGGGUACAAACAUGGUUUAACAGCACACUUCUGUAUCACUCCACAUCCUCAGGAUGCUCCAAGCCUUGUGCGCUUCCAGCAGCCCUUAAGGGAAUUCUUCCAGCAUCUAGGAAUCAUCUUGUUGCCAAGCUGUGUUCGUUUUCUUCAGCAGUGUUUAGUGUACUCACAACCAGACAGAAGGUGUGAAGCCAGUAUGAUGACUUUACAGUACUAGGGGCUUCCAGAGCCAUGCAAUAGAUGGAAAAAAUAGAAGAAAAAAAAUUCUUUGUGGCUUCUGUGUUUACUGUAGAUCUGCCCUCCACAUUCUGUGUCUUAAAACAUUUAUUCUCUGCUGGGCUAAAAGCAGCGAUCUAAUUGGAAAGGAGCAGUCUGUGCAACUAUUAAAGAAAAGUUCAAGGAUUUUUGUUGCUUCUGUUUUUUAAGAUUUCAGGUGCAAAGCCAAGCCUGUUGGGGUCAGCACUUUAGCACUUUCCCUGUGUUCAGGGUCAAGCCAACAGUGUUUCAUUUGUGAGCUCUGAUCUCACAUUUCAGCACAAACAGACAGCCUUAUGCUGCCCUUAUGCAUAGUGCUGGAAAUCACCAAUGCUUUUUUCUCCUAAACAUGCUAAUUUUCCUCUAUCUUAUUCCAAAAUGAAAUAUUGAAGGGUUUAUAUAAUAAGUUUAAAGGGAGGGAUUUUAAACUAAUAACUUGUAGAGAAAAUGGCAAGGAUGAUCAUCAAUUCUUUGUGUUGAUUAUAAAGAGGAGGAUAAUCUUUAAUUGCUGGGCUGAUUUCUUUAUCAUUUCCUCUUUCUCUCCUUUCUAUGCAUAUUGAUUAAUGUUAGUAAAUAUGCAGUUUCACAAGUUGUCCUUUUUCAGUGGAUGCAGAUUUGCUUAUAUCCCUCUAUAGCUUCCAUAAAAAUAUGCAAAUAUAACCUACAGUCAUCUGCUUCUGCCUAAACAGUGAGGCAAGAGAGUGAGCUCAUGGAUUACUGGAUUCAUAUAUGUCCUGCUUCCAUAAAAAUUGAGUACAAUACGCCUAUUGAUUAGAAGACAACAAGGCUCAAGUCCUUAAUGCACAUGUUUGAGUUGCUAUUUAGCUCUUUUUCAAAAGAAUUAUAAAGCAAUCCUUGUGCAUCCUUUACUUUUAGCCUAGAUAUUUUAUAACUACAAAAAACCUUCAGUUCAGCAGGAAGUUUCCUAGAAUAAAUAAUAAGGCAUAAUUUGUGAAAGGACUAUAACAACUUCAUCUAUUCAUGGUCAGUGUAAGUGUAUUCUCCUAGGAACUCCAGUAUACUCUGCUCUUACACUGGCAGUUUAUGGCCCUGGAAAGGACAUAUUUAAAUGGGUCGGAAAUAAAACCGCUAACCUGUAAAAAAAAAAAAAAAAUCCACGGGAAUUAAACAUAUUGCACUGAUGAUAAGACACAUUUACUUCAUUUUAUUUCCUCAUUAAGAACUUUAAGCAGACAAAAUGCAUAUUGUAAUGUUGGGUACAUGACACUUGCAUGUUGCUAUGCCUAUAUACUUACAAAGUAUUCAAUGUGUACUUAGUGGCGCUUAAAAAUGUCAUGUACAAUUCUUCUAAACAUUCUUACAGGGUUCCCAUUUGCACUUCAUCUUUCAGAAAAGUCUUGUCAGAAAAUUGUCUGAUGAAUAUUAUUGAAAAAAAAUAAAAUUUCAAUUUUAGUUAUCUGUUGGA
Messenger RNA from Myiozetetes cayanensis, 9380 nucleotides. It is a transcript of the gene CADM2, whose product is annotated as cell adhesion molecule 2. The record is from RefSeq and is a predicted model, not a curated record. NCBI's taxonomy places the organism in Eukaryota, Metazoa, Chordata, Aves, Passeriformes, Tyrannidae. The transcript has 11 exons. Bases 496 to 1830 code for a protein of 444 amino acids.